GAUAACUCCUCGAUCAACUCCAAUAGUAAGUCUACUACGACUAAAAAGGUUUGAGCAGCAGCAUCCCAACCCCCACCACAUUACCAAUUUACCACAACCCCUGCAAAAACCUUAACUAGGGUUCUCUCUCUUCCCUUCAUUUCCAUUCUCACCCAACGCCAACUCUCUUCCUCUUAUUCUCAAAUCACGUUUUUCAGAUUGAACUCCUCCUUCUUUGCCUAGUAGGACCUGUACAUGGAAGCUGUCAUCUAAGCAACUCUUGAAUUUCUGAACUCCGAGCUUCUAUGCCCACUAUGGAAUCUGAAAGUUCAAUAAUAUCACGUGCUGAAGAACUUAAGUCUUUAGCUAAUGAAGCAUUUAAAGGGCACAAAUAUUCUCAAGCUAUUGAGUUGUACUCUCAAGCAAUCGAAGUGAACAAUCAGAAUGCUGUAUACUGGGCUAAUCGUGCAUUUGCACACACCAAAUUGGAAGAGUAUGGUAGUGCUAUACAUGACGCAACAAAGGCUAUUGAGAUUGAUCCCAAGUAUUCAAAGGGUUAUUAUAGGAGAGGGGCAGCAUAUCUUGCCAUGGGAAAAUUUAAAGACGCGCUUAAGGAUUUUCAGCAGGUCAAAAGGAUAUGCCCAAAUGAUCCAGAUGCUGCCAAGAAAUUGAAAGAAUGUGAAAAGGCUGUGAUGAAGCUAAAAUUCGAGGAAGCUAUAUCUGUACCGGAGUCUCAAAGGCGAUCUGUAGCUGAUUCCCUUGACUACCGCUCUAUUGUGGCAAGAAUGACCAGCAGUUCAAUUUUGGUGACUGCUGCUGCAGCAGUGGUUCUGGCUGCUGCAUUGAUGGCUGCAAAUUUAAUAUCAAUUGGAGCUGUGUUAGCAAUUAUCGCUUUGGCAGCAUCUAUCAUGGUCAUUGUUUUCCCUUUGGCACAGGUUGAACCACAAUAUUCUGGGGCUAGGAUUGAGGGAGAUACAGUUACACUGGAUUUUGUCAAGAAAAUGAUAGAGGAUUUCAAAACUCAGAAAUGUUUGCAUAAGAGAUAUGCAUUCCAGAUAGUCUUGCAAACAAGGGAAUUGCUGCGUGCCUUGCCUUCUCUUGUUGAUAUAACUGUCCCAGAUAACAAGCAUUUUACUGUAUGUGGUGAUGUACAUGGUCAGUUUUACGAUCUUCUACAUAUAUUUGAGCUCAAUGGGCUUCCUUCGGAAGACAAUCCAUAUUUGUUUAAUGGUGACUUUGUGGAUAGAGGCUCUUUCUCCUUAGAGGUCAUUCUAACGCUUUUUGCGUUUAAGUGCAUGUGCCCAUCUGCUAUGUAUCUAGCUAGAGGGAAUCACGAGAGCAGAAGCAUGAAUAAGAUAUAUGGGUUUGAGGGGGAAGUCAGGUCCAAGUUGAGUGAAACUUUUGUUGAGCUCUUUGCAGAAGUCUUCUGCUGUUUACCGUUGGCUCAUGUCAUAAAUAAGAAGAAAUUUGUAGUUCAUGGUGGCCUUUUCAGCGUAGACGGAGUAAAGCUUUCUGACAUUAAAGCAAUUGAUCGAUUUUGCGAACCUCCUGAAGAAGGAUUGAUGUGUGAAGUAUUGUGGAGUGAUCCACAGCCAAGCCUAGGGAGGGGUCCCAGUAAGCGUGGUGUUGGCCUUGCAUUUGGUCCUGAUGUCACCAAGAGGUUUCUGCAGGACAACGAUUUAGAUUUAGUUGUACGAUCUCAUGAAGUGAAAGAUGAAGGGUAUGAAAUCGAGCAUGAUGGUAAACUAAUUACCGUCUUUUCUGCGCCUAAUUAUUGUGAUCAGAUGGGGAAUAAGGGUGCUUUGAUUCGUUUUGAGGCCCCGGAGUUGAAACCUAACAUUGUCACGUUCUCUGCUGUGUCUCAUCCUGAUGUUAAACCAAUGGCAUAUGCCAACAACUUCCUUAGAAUGUUUUCGUGAUUCAAUGAUGCGGCCAAUUCAACUUGAAUCAAGUAUCGUGUAGAAUUUUUGAGCAAGGAGGAUUGAGAAGCUUGAAUCAGUUACCUUUUUUCUGGGUUAUACUCCUUUUUCUUCAACGUUUCUGGUUCUGGAGCACUCACCUAAUACGCUCCUGGCAAGAAGUGAUCAGUGCUUCAUGAAACAUAGUGCCAUGUAAAAUAUGUGGCUCCUUUUUCUUUUCUUAUAAUUCAUUUGCUGUUUUGUAUCUUUCCAUAUUGUUUAUUGUUUCUCAACAGCUAAAGAUACAAAAUAGUUUCAAGGCAAAAAAUGAUUUCCUGUAUUCCUCUUCUUGGAUUUGCAUUGAAAUUUUUUUAUUGUGCA
Beta vulgaris subsp. vulgaris (sugar beet) is the source of this 2258-nucleotide messenger RNA. Its product is annotated as serine/threonine-protein phosphatase 5. The transcript has 14 exons. The record is from RefSeq and is a predicted model, not a curated record. Lineage: Eukaryota; Viridiplantae; Streptophyta; Magnoliopsida; Caryophyllales; Amaranthaceae. Gene Ontology annotation, molecular function: protein binding; protein serine/threonine phosphatase activity. Gene Ontology annotation, cellular component: cytosol; nucleus. The coding region runs from base 285 to 1898 and encodes 537 amino acids.